Guillardia theta CCMP2712 is the source of this 7031-nucleotide messenger RNA. RefSeq lists its product as hypothetical. Bases 1 to 6942 code for a protein of 2313 amino acids. The record is from RefSeq and is a predicted model, not a curated record. Lineage: Eukaryota; Cryptophyceae; Pyrenomonadales; Geminigeraceae. Gene Ontology annotation, molecular function: protein binding; metallopeptidase activity; U6 snRNA binding. The transcript is spliced from 5 exons. Gene Ontology annotation, cellular component: catalytic step 2 spliceosome; U5 snRNP. Gene Ontology annotation, biological process: mRNA splicing, via spliceosome; spliceosomal tri-snRNP complex assembly.
AUGGACCAGGAAAGAAUUUUGGAAGAGAAGGCUCGCAAGUGGCAAUCGUUGCAGUCAAAGCGCUAUGGCGACAAAAGGAAAUUUGGUUACGUUGAGGCUCAAAAAGAGGAUCUUCCCGCAGAACAUUUGCGUAAAAUCAUCAAGGAUCAUGGUGAUAUGACUAGCAAAAAGUUCAGGCACGACAAGCGUGUAUACCUCGGUGCGUUGAAGUACGUUCCUCACGCAGUUCUCAAAUUGCUCGAGAAUAUGCCUAUGCCAUGGGAGCAGGUUCGUAACGUCAAUGUUCUAUACCAUCUUACUGGUGCUAUCACCUUCGUCAACGAAAUUCCCAAAGUGAUUGAACCCGUAUUUAUCGCACAAUGGGGAACAAUGUGGAUUAUGAUGCGACGUGAGAAGCGUGAUCGAAGACACUUCAGAAGGAUGCGCUUUCCACCUUUUGACGAUGAGGAACCUCCUCUGGACUUUGGAGACAAUAUCCUAGAUGUCGAACCGCUUGAAGCCAUCCAGAUGGAGCUCGAUGAGGAUGAAGAUGCACCAGUUAUCGAUUGGUUGUAUGAUGGUAGCUAUCCCUUGCGAUACACCAAGUUCGUCAACGGACCGUCCUAUCGAUCAUGGCGUUUGAAUGUCCCUAUCAUGGGAACCCUCUACCGUUUGGCUUCUCAAUUGCUGUCGGAUCUUACAGAUAGGAACUACUUCUAUCUUUUCGAUCUGCCAUCUUUUUAUACUGCCAAGGCUCUCAAUGUCGCGAUUCCUGGAGGUCCGAAAUUCGAACCUUUGUAUCGCGAUGACAACGUUGAUGAGGAGGACUGGAAUGAAUUCAAUGACAUCAACAAGAUUAUUGUUCGCCAGCAGAUUCGAACGGAAUACAGGGUUGCAUUCCCAUAUCUGUACAAUUCGCGACCAAGGAAAGUGCACAUGGGCGUCUACCAUUACCCGACAUGCACUUACAUCAAGGCUGAAGACCCAGACCUGCCUUGCUUUUACUUCGACCCAUUGAUCAAUCCUAUCGCAAAUUACAAGUCUACGGUGCGAUCCGAGGUGGAGUUGGAGGACUUGGAUGAAGACUUUCAGCUUCCAGAAGAAGUGCAACCAUUCUUGACCAACACUCCGCUGUACACGGACAAUACCGCCAACGGCAUCGCGCUGUACUGGGCUCCUCAUCCUUUUGAUAAGAGGUCUGGUGUGACGCGCCGAUGCGUUGACGUUCCUUUGGUUAAGGAAUGGUAUCAAGAGCACUGUCCACCAAAUCAUCCUGUGAAGGUUCGAGUCAGCUAUCAGAAGCUGCUCAAGUGCUACGUUUUGAACAGAUUACAUCAUAGGCAUCCGAAGGCCCUAAACAAACGAUAUUUGUUUAAAAUUCUUAGGUCUACCAAGUUUUUCCAAACUACUCAGAUUGACUGGGUAGAAGCUGGACUUCAGGUUUGCCGUCAAGGAUACAACAUGCUCAAUCUGCUCAUCCACAGGAAAAAUUUGAACUACUUACAUCUUGAUUACAACUUCAACUUGAAGCCUAUCAAGACCCUUACCACCAAAGAGCGCAAAAAAUCCCGUUUUGGAAAUGCGUUCCAUCUUUGCAGAGAAAUUCUCCGCUUGACGAAAAUUAUUGUGGAUAGCAACGUCCAGUUUCGAUUGGGGAAUGUGGACGCUUUUCAGCUUGCUGAUGGAUUGCAGUACACUUUUGCACAUGUUGGUCAGCUCACUGGCAUGUAUCGCUACAAGUAUCGAUUGAUGAGGCAGAUCAGGAUGUGUAAAGAUUUGAAGCACCUCAUUUAUUAUCGAUUCAACACAGGACCGGUCGGCAAAGGCCCUGGAUGUGGAUUUUGGGCUCCGGGAUGGCGUGUGUGGCUGUUCUUUCUCCGAGGUGUGGUACCCUUGUUGGAGAGGUGGCUUGGCAAUCUCCUUGCUCGACAAUUCGAGGGCAGACACAGCAAGGGUAUUGCUAAAACGGUCACGAAGCAGCGUGUCGAAUCCCACUAUGACCUUGAACUACGUGCUGCUGUCAUGCAUGAUAUUCUUGACAUGAUGCCCGAGGGUGUCAAGCAGAACAAGAGCAAAACCAUUCUCCAGCAUUUGAGCGAGGCAUGGCGAUGCUGGAAAGCCAACAUUCCAUGGAAAGUUCCAGGAAUGCCGAUUCCGAUUGAGAACAUGAUUCUGAGGUACGUGAAAGCCAAGGCUGAUUGGUGGACGAAUGUUGCUCACUACAACCGAGAGCGUAUUCGACGAGGUGCCACUGUUGACAAAACUGUCUGCAAGAAGAAUCUUGGCCGUCUCACUCGUUUGUGGCUCAAGGCAGAACAGGAGCGUCAGCACAACUACUUGAAGGACGGUCCUUAUCUGAGUGCAGAAGAGGCAGUUGCAAUCUACACAACAACGGUUCAUUGGUUGGAAAGCCGUAAGAUUACUCCAAUCAUUUUCCCUCCGUUGAAUUACAAGCAUGACACGAAGCUUCUCAUUCUUGCGCUGGAGCGCUUGAAGGAAUCAUAUAGUGUGAUGAGCCGCUUGAAUCAAUCUCAGCGUGAAGAGCUCGGACUGAUUGAGCAAGCUUACGAUAAUCCACAUGAGGCUUUGAGCAGGAUCAAACGUCAUUUGCUCCAGCAAAGGACCUUCAAGGAAGUCGGAAUUGAAUUCAUGGAUCUCUAUUCUCACAUGAUUCCUGUCUACGAUGUGGAGCCUUUGGAGAAGAUCACUGAUGCAUACCUCGAUCAAUACAUUUGGUACCAGGCUGAUAAGAGUCGUCUGUUCCCCAACUGGGUGAAGCCUGCAGACACUGAACCUCCUCCGCUUCUUGUGUACAAGUGGUGCCAGGGAGUCAACAAUCUUGAGGAUGUUUGGGACUACAGCAAUGGAGAGGCAAAUGUCAUGAUUGAGACUCAAUUCGAAAAAGUGUAUGAGAAGAUUGAUCUUACGUUGCUCAAUCGUUUGCUGCGCCUUAUUGUCGAUCACAACAUUGCAGAGUACAUGACAGCUAAGAACAACGUUUUGUUGAACUACAAGGAUAUGAACCAUCUUAAUUCUUAUGGUCUCAUCCGUGGACUUCAGUUUGCCUCUUUCAUCUUCCAGUAUUAUGGCUUGGUGCUGGAUCUUCUGGUGCUGGGACUCACGAGGGCAAGUGAAAUUGCUGGAACUCCGAUGAAACCGAACGAUUUCUUAUGCUACGAUUCUAUUGCAACGGAGGUAAAACAUCCUAUCCGCCUGUACUGUCGCUACAUUGAAAGGGUAUACAUUGUCUUCCGUUUCACACACGAGGAGCAAAAGGAUCUGAUUCAGCGCUUCUUGAGUGAACAUCCCGAUCCUAACAAUGAGAACGUGAUUGGUUACAACAACAAGAAAUGCUGGCCGCGCGAUGCGAGAAUGAGGUUGAUGAAACAUGAUGUGAAUCUUGGUAGGGCUGUGUUCUGGCACAUCAAGAAUCAGCUUCCUCGUUCGGUUACUACAGUGGAAUGGGAAAACAGCUUCGUCUCAGUUUAUAGCAAGGACAAUCCUAACUUGUUGUUCAACAUGUGUGGUUUCGAAGUGAGAAUCCUUCCCAAGUGCAGAAUGCUGCAAGAAGACUUCAGCCACAGAGAUGGCGUGUGGAAUCUUCAAAAUGAAACGACGAAAGAGAGGACCGCACAAGCAUACUUGCGAGUGGAUGAAGAAUCGCAGAAGAAAUUCGAAAAUCGCAUCAGGCAAAUUUUGAUGUCGUCUGGCUCCACCACUUUCACGAAAAUUGCAAAUAAGUGGAAUACCGCUGUCAUUGGUUUGAUGACAUACUUUCGCGAAGCUGUCAUCCAUACAACAGAGUUGCUGGACUUGUUGGUGAAGUGCGAGAACAAGAUUCAGACUCGUAUCAAGAUCGGCUUGAACAGCAAGAUGCCUUCAAGGUUCCCGCCAGUGGUGUUCUACACACCCAAAGAGUUGGGUGGCCUUGGUAUGCUUUCCAUGGGACAUGUCCUCAUACCACAGAGCGACCUGAGGUUCUCCAAGCAGACUGAUGGUGGCAUCACUCAUUUUCGGUCUGGUCUCACUCACGAUGAAGAUCAAAUGAUCCCCAAUCUCUACAGGUAUGUCCAGCCUUGGGAAAGUGAGUUUCUUGAUUCACAGAGAGUAUGGGCUGAAUAUGCACUGAAGAGGCAAGAGGCAAACGCACAGAACCGACGUCUUACUUUGGAAGAUCUUGAGGAUUCUUGGGACAGAGGCAUUCCCAGAAUCAACACUUUGUUUCAAAAAGAUCGUCACACCUUGGCUUACGACAAGGGUUGGAGAAUCAGAACUGAUUGGAAGCAAUAUCAGCUGUUGAAAGCGAAUCCCUUCUGGUGGACUCACCAGAGACACGAUGGCAAGUUGUGGAAUCUGAACAAUUACAGAACCGAUGUCAUCCAAGCGCUUGGAGGAGUUGAGGGCAUUCUGGAGCAUACUUUGUUCAAGGGAACAUAUUUCCCCACAUGGGAAGGUCUGUUCUGGGAGAAAGCAAGCGGCUUUGAGGAAUCUAUGAAAUAUAAGAAACUCACUAAUGCCCAGCGCUCUGGUUUGAAUCAGAUUCCAAACAGGCGCUUCACUCUUUGGUGGUCCCCAACAAUCAACCGUGCGAAUGUAUACGUCGGCUUCCAAGUGCAAUUGGAUUUGACUGGAAUCUUCAUGCAUGGAAAGAUCCCCACUCUCAAGAUCUCUCUCAUUCAGAUUUUUCGUGCACAUCUUUGGCAGAAGAUACAUGAGAGCGUUGUCAUGGACUUGUGUCAAGUUUUGGACCAGGAGUUGGAUGCUUUGGAGAUUGAAACCGUGCAGAAAGAGACAAUCCACCCCCGCAAGAGCUACAAGAUGAACAGCAGUUGUGCUGACAUUUUGCUGUUUGCUGCCUACAAGUGGCACAUCUCAAAGCCUUCGUUGCUCACUGAUUCUAACGAUCAGUUUGACCAAGGCACCACAAACAAGUACUGGAUUGACGUUCAGUUGCGCUGGGGUGACUUUGACUCCCAUGAUAUCGAGAGAUACGCCAGAGCCAAGUUUCUAGACUACACCACGGACAACAUGUCCAUUUAUCCUUCUCCUACCGGCAGUCUGAUCUCCAUCGACUUGGCUUACAAUUUGUUCUCUGCCUUUGGCAACUGGUUUCCUGGAGUGAAGCCGCUACUCCAUCAGGCAAUGCAAAAGAUUUUCAAGGCUAAUCCUGCAUUGUAUGUGUUGAGAGAGAGGAUUCGCAAAGGUCUACAGCUGUAUUCGUCAGAGCCGACGGAGCCAUAUUUGUCCUCACAGAAUUAUGGUGAGCUGUUCUCCAAUCAAAUCAUUUGGUUUGUUGACGAUACCAACGUUUAUCGAGUCACCAUCCACAAAACUUUCGAGGGUAACUUGACAACCAAGCCUAUCAAUGGUGCCAUUUUCAUCUUCAAUCCAAGGUCCGGUCAGCUGUUCCUCAAGAUCAUCCACACGAGUGUCUGGGCUGGACAAAAGCGUCUUGGACAGCUUGCGAAGUGGAAGACUGCGGAGGAGGUUGCGGCUUUGAUUCGUUCAUUGCCCAUCGAAGAGCAGCCUAAGCAAAUCAUCGUUACUCGCAAGGGUAUGCUUGAUCCGUUGGAGGUUCACUUGUUGGACUUCCCCAACAUUGUCAUCAAGGGAAGUGACUUGCAGUUGCCCUUCCAAGCCAGUUUGAAGAUUGAGAAAUUUGGAGACAUCAUUCUCAAGGCAACAGAGCCUCAGAUGUUGUUGUUCAACUUGUACGAUGACUGGCUCCGUACAAUUUCCAGCUACACGGCGUUUUCACGAUUGAUUUUGAUUCUGAGAGCAUUGCAUGUAAAUAACGAACGGGCCAAAGUCAUUCUGAAACCAGACAAGACAACUGUUACUGAGCCGCAUCAUGUUUGGCCUACACUUUCGGAUGAGAAUUGGUGCAGCGUCGAAGUCGCCUUGAAGGAUCUGAUCCUUGCCGACUACGGCAAGAAGAACAACGUCAACGUUGCAUCUUUGACUCAGAGUGAAAUUCGUGAUAUCAUUCUUGGAGCUGAAAUUGCUCCUCCUUCUAUGCAGAGGCAGCAGAUUGCAGAGAUCGAAGCUCAGGCGAAGGAGGCCAGCCAGUUGACUGCGGUGACCACUCGCACCACGAAUGUGCAUGGUGACGAAGUGAUCAUCACUACGACCUCAUCGUACGAGCAGCAGGUCUUUGGAUCGAAGACUGAUUGGCGCGUGAGGGCGAUUUCUGCCACCAACUUGCACUUGAGAUGCAACCACAUCUACGUCUCGUCGGAGGAUGCGCGCGACACUGGCUUCACCUACGUGCUGCCCAAGAACGUGUUGAAGAAAUUCAUCUGCAUUGCAGACCUCAGGACUCAGAUUGCUGGUUAUCUCUACGGCAUCAGCCCGCCGGACAAUCCUUCAGUGAAGGAGAUCCGUUGUAUCGUGAUGCCUCCACAGCUAGGGAACCACCAGGGAGUUACUCUCCCCCACCAGCUUCCUGAGCACGAGUACCUCAAGGACCUGGAGCCCCUUGGCUGGCUGCAUACUCAACCCAACGAGCUUCCUCAGCUCGCACCGCAAGAUGUCACACAACAUGCGUGCAUCCUUGAGAACAACAAAGUGUGGGAUAUCGAGAAGGCCAUUCUCAUCACGUGCUCCUUCACCCCAGGCUCUUGCUCUCUCACUGCCUACAAGUUGACUACGACUGGCUUUGAGUGGGGAAGGAAGAACAAGGAUCAGAGCUCCAACCCUCAAGGAUAUGCUCCGACACACUACGAGAAGGUCCAGAUGCUCCUUUCCGAUCGCUUCCUCGGCUUCUACAUGGUGCCGGACACAGGAUCUUGGAACUAUAACUUCAUGGGCGUAAAGCAUCAGCAGAGCAUGAAGUAUGGCCUCAAGCUCGACAACCCCAAGGAGUUCUACCAUGAGAGCCAUCGCCCUGUUCACUUCCUGCAGUUCGCUUCCUUCGAAGACCUGGGUGCGGAAGGGCACGACCGUGACAACUCGCUUGCCUAAGGAACACGAGACAACUAGUCAAGUGGAUUGGAGAGAAAGACUAGUCAUGUCGUCAUGGUUUCAUGUCAAUAAACUUUUAAUGAUUCACU